Molecule: messenger RNA, 3536 nt
Organism: Toxoplasma gondii ME49
Lineage: Eukaryota; Apicomplexa; Conoidasida; Eucoccidiorida; Sarcocystidae
Exons: 1
Coding region: 472-2343 (623 amino acids)
Source: RefSeq, a predicted model, not a curated record
GCAGGGCUGAGGGGUGGAUUGCCAAAGCAGAUCACGUUCAGUUCCUUUUCUUCUGGAUCUGCAGUGUUUUUCUCUGCAGUCCCAAAGUGACCCGAGCCCAGCUUUCACAGCGUCUGCCAAUCUGGAUGCUGAGUUUCGCCUCUCUCGCUGGGUGUGAUGGUCUGUGUCCUCUGCCGCUUUUCCUCACCCAUCUGGAAGACAAGCGGCACGGUUCUAUUUUUCCCUUCGGUGUGGACGCGCCAGACCCGAGGAAGCGGCGACAUCUGCCGCUUUUUCCCCUCGGGGUCGCUGGGCUGGGGGCUUCGUAACUGCUUGUUCUGUGCGAGCGAAAAGGCGGACAGAUCCCGUUCAUGAACUGUGACACUCCAGACGCGCGAGGGAGGAAACUCGGAGCAUUUCCUCCACAAGAAGAGUCCGUCUGGGGCCGACUUGGGUUGUGGACACGGCGCAGGACCUUGGCGGCAAAGCACCAUGGAGGACUCGGGAGUUUCUGCUGCAGCUUCAAGCUGCGUCGCGCGAUCCCGGGCAAAUCCGUUUUUUCUGCCGAGUUCGUACAGCUGGUGGGGGGAGGCGGAGGCGUCCACAGAAACGAGUUCAGGGAAUUCUCCGGCAGAACGCGACGCUUUUGCCAGUGGUGCAGCCGCAGAAGCAACAAGCAGCUGCGGCGCAGCGAGUUGCGCUGGAGUGGAUGAGUCUGAGGAAGGCCGUCGCCUGACUUGGCUGAAGAGCCAGUUCGCAGCUGCCUCGUUCUGGGCCAUCGACGACGGGGAGGCCGCUACACCCGGCAGAUCUCUUCCGUCUCAUGAGAUGCGUGAGGCGCCGCCUCACGCAGCAGCAAAGGGAGGUGCAUCGCAUCCUGCGUCUGCGGAGUCGGUCGACGCCGCUGCCUGCGAAGCGUCCGCUGGCAGCAGUGACCUCGGCGACGGAAGCCGCGCUGCGGAAGUCCUCGCAGCGAGUUCCGGCGAUAUCGACGCGGCGGCUUGUCCUGACACGCGCCAAGACGAGAUUCUCUGCCCAGUCUUUCGGCUGAUGCUGAAGCAUCGCUGCAACCUAACGUUGGUGGGGAGGCGCCUGUGUGACUCGGACUUGCUUCUUCGCACACUGGCGGUCGUCCACGGUCCUGCGGACGGCGCCGCGCGCGAUUCAAGUGCAGGCACCGAUUGCCCAGCCGGAAAAAAGCGAAAGACCGACCUCCAGGAAAGGCUGCACCGCGACGAGGACUGGCGUCAGGUCCUCGCCCUGGAUGGCGAAGGGGAGGCGGGGACGGCGGACGGCGCCGGAAGCUCCCGCGGGGACUCCCUCUACUUGAGGCAUAUCACCUUGCAUGUGUCUCCUUGUUCCGCGCUCGCGAGGUCAGCGGCUGCGGCCUCUGCGCCAAGGGAGGCGAGUUCUCAGCCCUCGUCGGGUGAACCUGAGAGCAGUCGAGCGUUGCAGACAGUCCGGGAGGAACCUGAGAGUUUGCCGCGGACGCCUUCCAGCAGGUCGGACACCGGCGGCGCCAUCGGCCCGGCCUUUUCGUACGGCCUGCUCCUAGUGCGUCUGCAGGCUCUGCCGGAGAAAGUCCGCGCCGCAGUCGUCGAAGCCGGCAAACCUUUCGGGCGCCUGCUCGAGGACCACAAAGUCGUGCGAGAAGUGAUGGUGGAGAAGAAAUUGCAUGUGCACUUGCGCCAGUCGUUUUUCGCCAACGCGCCGCCAGCUCUCGCGCGUGAGCGACCCGCUGGGAGCGACGGAGACUCCGAAACGAGGGACAGCCGCGACACCCCGGCGCCUCAGCCUCUGCCGGAGUGUACCUGCUUGCCCGUAACAGCGGCCCACGGUCCUUCGAAGGACGCGCUGACAUGCACCUUCGGUCGCUGGUCAGUGGUGCUAUGCAACGGCAAGCGCGCAGCGCGGGUCCUGGAGAUCGUGAACAGUUCUCUCUUACUCCGAGCAGCAGCGCUCGCGCGGGAGAAAUCCGGGGAACGAACCGCCGCCGGACGCCCCACGGAGCGCGAGCCUGGGUCGCCGACAGCCGCGUCGCUUCCAGCGCCUCUGGGAGAGUCCUUGCAGGCGGUGAAGCAGACAGGCGCAGAACGACAGGCGCAGGCUCUCUCGGAGGAAGCAGAGGCUGCGCUCAAACACUUGAGCCAGGUUUGCCUGUGCUCUGCGCAGGACUGCCCGGUGCACAAGCAUCUGGUGGACAUUCCCUCAGUCUGGGGACCGCCUGGGGGCUUCGCAACGACCCGAGGGGCAGGGACAGAGAAGAAGGCUGGAGCGCCUGCGAGACAACCGGAGGGCUCCGAAGCCGAACGGUGCUUCAACUGCGGGAGUGCCUUGUGUGUAGAAAUGUUCCAGAGGGAGUAGGUUGGCAUCUGCUGCCAGCGAGCUACGCACGAGGCGAAAAAAGAGACUGAGGACUUUGCUCCUUCGAUGUCUUCCCCGCCACCUGGCGCUGACGUUCGUCCCUCAUGUGAGGGCAUGUAAACUGACACCCGAGGACGCAAGGAAGAAAACAGCAAGUCAUGAGACACAGGUUGUGCAAGUGUGAAAGAUACGCAUCGCAGCCUCUGAACCGUUGCUUUUCGUCGCGACGAAGCUAAUCCGACGCGCGCUCACAGACGCAGUGAAGGAGCGUCUGGUCUCUCAGCUCGCCGGUCACCGCUCUUGACGGGUCAAAUCGUUUCUGUGGCGCAUUCGAAAACGUCUUCGCCAUACACUCGAGACAGAAGUAGAGGUUCUGUCACAGCUGCUCCACCAAACGCAGAAACACAGACAGGCCCCCCACUUGCACACAGAGCUUCUGCAGUCGUGCUUUCGCUUCCCUCGACUUCGCAGGAUCUCUAGCGAAGGUGUCUCGACCAGCAUUGUGAAGCUCUCGCGGCUGUCUUGUUUCUCAAACGCACCAAGCAGGCCAGACUUCCUUUCAAGAGCCUCCAGACACAGAUCGAUCAAAAGGGCACUCCUCAGCGUACGCACGGUAGUUCCGAGAAGUCAGACAAAGAGGUCGAGCUACACUGAAGCUACAAGUGGCAAUCCGAAUAGCAGAUCGCGUUCGGUUUUGGGGGAAACGCCUGUUGAUCCUCUAUUGGUGUGCCACAGUAUUUUGUCCUUUCGUCUAUUUGUGGCUUUUUCCUCCUUUUUACCAUGUUUGACUUGUUCCUCCUUUUACCCAUGUGCGACUUCUUCUUAGUUUCGUCCAUGUAUGAUUUCUUCUCCAGUGGAAACCGCAGGAGCCAACUGUCAGGCUGUCGCGCGCGAGUUUGAGGAGUGCGAGUGUGCUCAAGAGAGCUAAAUUCUUUUUCUUGUUGAACGCGAAUCUGUUGAAUAACUGUUGUCUCUGGGGCUGUGUGUCAUCGAUUGAACUGUGUUUUUGAAAGGAAAUUCAAAACUUUUUGAGACGGCUUGUGUUGGUGGCCGUGUUCGAUCUCUGCGGCUGCGCAAAGAGUCCGCGGUAGUAACGUUUCCAGAGGAGUGACAGAGACGCGCCUUCACACGGUCGAACGCAUGUCGUUUUUUGCGUUGCGGCUGCAAAAAGCAGAAAUACAUUUCAAGCGCAC